GUCAGGUCACAAGGGUCAACCCCUUUCUGGGUUCACUUGCACUAGUUUCUAUUUGAGCUGCUGAACUGUUUUGCGUUCUUUUCUGCAAGCUCUGCCCCCGACUCGUUAAUCUCUGUGCUGGAGUGACCUCCCCUCCCUGGGAAAUCUUUGUAGACACUAAUGUGAUAUUCAAUCAUGUAUGAAAAGGCAGGCGAAAAUACUGGGUGUGAAUUCCCUGGGUCGCCCUCUAGUGGACAGGUGUUAGGAGAGAGUGAAGGGAGUGUCUGACGCUGCAUCUCUAGAUCUGUGUUGUAGACGUUCACUCCUGUCCUCCUGGUUUCUUCAGGUUCAGUGAUGCCCACGGAGGAGGAGGCGGCCCCCAGCAUCACAGAGUUCCACUCCUCUACCCACGUGUUGCCCGUGGGCCAAACGGCCCGCUACACCUGCAAUGCCAGCGGCACGCCGGAGCCCACAGUAGAGUGGCUCCACAACGGCAGGCCCCUGGAGAGGGACGGCACAGACGACCAAUCAGAGGCCUGGGUGGAGAGGGGCUUCCUCUUCGUCAGAGGUGGGAGAUACGGCGUGAACACGGUCUGCUGCAUGGCGAGCAACAGCGCUGGCAUGGCCAAUCACAGCGCUGAGCUACUUGUCUUUGGUGGUGGUAUCCUGCCCCUGCGACGAUCAGCAGGCUACUUUCAGCUGUCGCCGCUUCACACCUGCAACCAAUACAGCUAUGGCAGAUAAGUUACCCUGUUCACU
Messenger RNA from Gadus macrocephalus (Pacific cod), 738 nucleotides. RefSeq names its product immunoglobulin superfamily DCC subclass member 4-like. The record is from RefSeq and is a predicted model, not a curated record. Gene Ontology annotation, biological process: cell-cell adhesion; axon guidance. The coding region runs from base 334 to 723 and encodes 129 amino acids. Lineage: Eukaryota; Metazoa; Chordata; Actinopteri; Gadiformes; Gadidae. The transcript has 2 exons. Gene Ontology annotation, cellular component: axon; plasma membrane.